AUGCCGACGGGGAUCGAAACCCGCGACUCGGGGGCCGCCGAGUCGGUCAACGGCGGCAUCGCCGCCCCCUACGGCCGGGCCUGCACCAACUGCUCCCGCGCAAAGUGCAAAUGCAUUCUCCGCCCCGUCGGUGGGGCCUGCGAGCGGUGUCACCGGCUCGGCAAGUCAUGCCAGCCGAGCAACCCCAUCCGGAAACGCUCCAAGAAGCCGCCGUCUAGCCGGACCGCGCAGCUAGAGGAGAAGCUUGAUGGGCUUGUUACGCUGCUGAGGCAGUCGGGUAGGCCGAACUUGUCGGCUGGACUGGGGGUUGAUAUUCAUAUGUCCGGGGGGUCUGUUUCUUCUUCGUCGACGACGGCUGGUGCUACUGCUGCUGCUGCUGCUGAGGCGGUGAGGAGACAGUCCUCCGAGAUGGGAGAUAUGCACGGCACUGGCGGCCGCGGUGGUGCUGGAGGUUUCGACUCGGCGCAGCAAUUCGGUAAAGGUGAUCGUAGGGACCGUGGGGCUUCGCUGCCGACGCCCACGCAGACGGCUAGUCCCGAGGAACCCGGUUACGGUGACGAGCUGCCCUCACCAGACGAGGCGGAGGCACUUUUUGAGGCGUUCCGUGGGCAGAAUCUCAAGUAUUUCCCGUUUCUCAACUUUAAGGCUACGAUGACGGCCGAGGAGCUGCGCGGCGAGAGGCCGUUUCUGUGGAUCUGCAUCAUGACUGUCGCGUCGAGGGUGUCGAGUCAGCAGCUUGCGCUGGGGCAGCGGGUGCGGCAGAUUGUGAGCCACAAGCUGCUUAUUGAGAAUGAGAGGAGUAUUGAUUACCUUCUCGGGUUGUUGGUGAUACUGGGAUGGGCGAAUCACCAGCUCGGUAACAAGCCGUUCAUGUGCUUGUUUUGUCAGAUUGCCAUUGGUCUCAUCUUUGAUUUGGGAUUGUCCCGCGACCCCUUGGAUAACCUGAAUCCUUUCCUCUGCUGGAAGGCUGCUCAGGAGAGGGCUGACCGGGAAAAGACUGGGGCCGUGGGGCAGACUCUGUAUGUCAAGUCGCAGAUGCCGCGGACGAUGGAGCAGAGGAGGGCUGUAGUCGCGUGCUACCUCAUCUCAUCGGCCGUCGCGAGUUUCUUGGGCAAGAUGGACCCCCUUCGCUGGACACCGCACAUGGACGAGUGUCUGCAAGUUCUCGACGAGCAGCCCGAGUCGCCCUCGGACAGGACCCUCGUCGCGAUGGUCAGGAUGCAGCUACUCAAGGAGGAGGCCGGGAAAACGUCCGCGGCAUGGCGUCCCGAGACCACGUUUGAUAUCGUCGACGCGCACAGGACGCCGCCUGCCAUGUAUGUCAAGCUGCUGCAGAGGCAGCUCCAGCAGCAUAUUCAGAGCCUGCCAUCAGAACUCCAGAGUACAGAACUCUCCAUCCAAGAAAUCGCCCUUUCCAACAAGACAGGAACAUGCGUGCCCGCCAACCUCCCCGACGUAGCCCGCCUCGACAUCUACUACGCCUGCCUGCACGCGGUCAAAGCCUGGUUCGACCACUUCCUCACCCUCCCGCCCGCGGCCUACUACACGACCCCCUUUCUCACUUUCUCGCAGCUCUCCCACUGCACGAUUGCGCUCUACCGCCUUUCGGUGCUCGAGGACCCCGUCUGGGACCGGGCCAGCGUGCGGUCGACGAUCGAUCUCAUUGCGACGCUCGACGAGAUUGGGGACCGGUUCAUGAGAGUUUGCAGCGAGGCUGGGUUGAAUGUCGACGUUGAGGAGGGGAAUGCGUUUGCGAAAGCUGUCAAGACGAUUAAGGGGCUCAAGGGGACGUGGGAGGCUUCUAUGGCACCGUUGGCUAAAGUUGAUGCGCCUGCUGCGACGGGGGUUGAUGGGACGGGUGUCCUUGGGGCUGGGAUGGGCGGCGGCGCUGGGGUUGGGGAGGUUGAGAUGGGGCAGUUUGGGUUGGAUUUGAUGGACAACCGGUGGUUUACGGAUAUCUUUACGCCGUUUGAUUUCUAG
Molecule: messenger RNA, 1980 nt
Organism: Colletotrichum fioriniae
Lineage: Eukaryota; Fungi; Ascomycota; Sordariomycetes; Glomerellales; Glomerellaceae
Biological process (GO): regulation of DNA-templated transcription
Cellular component (GO): nucleus
Molecular function (GO): zinc ion binding; DNA-binding transcription factor activity, RNA polymerase II-specific; transcription cis-regulatory region binding
Source: RefSeq, a predicted model, not a curated record